AUGGCGGUAUGUACCUCGUCCUUCCUCGCCUCGGAUUCCCCAUCGCACCAUGACCUUCCGCCUCGAGCGGGCUCCUCUCCCUCUCCCUCUCCUGCUCCACCGCGUCCAUUAUCACCAGGGAGGUCGUCUUCAUCCUUCCCGGUCUCCGCGAAGGGUAAUGUGAUCCCUUUUGACCCGGCCAGCCUCAUCGCGAACGGCCAAUCCGUUCUCCUCGCUGCUACCGUACCCCUUUCCACGACCCGGCCAGAUGUCGCCCGCUUUAUCGGGCUGGGCAUGCUAUCCACUUGCAUCGCUGCCACUAGAUCACCGGCAGAAGAGGUGUGUGUAGGAAUCGAAGACGUCGCCAGACCACUGGCCGAGGGCAGCCUGGAUGGAUGUGGGGACCGCAAAGACGGAGCAGGUAGUGAAAGGGUGGAUUUGCUAGUGCUUUCCCUGGUCCCAUGUUCCCAAAGCGAGGAGGAGGAGGAGGAGGAGGAGGAGGAGAAGGAGGAGAUACACUUUUACCACGAGACUCUUCGACAGAUUCUUACCAGGAAGAUCCCAGGUGCCAAGCUUGGUUUGGCAGUGCUACCUGUCAACGAUCUGAUUCCCGCCACAAGACCUGAGAACGAAGCGCCGACAGGCAGAAGCGCAGCAAUAGGAAAAGGAACUGGCGCAGGCUGGGUCCUGACCGCAAAGAUCGCGGGAGCUCUUGCAAGCAUGGGAUAUUGCUUUGAUGACGUAAAGACGGUUGCGCGAUUGGUAGGUGAGAAUGUCAGGACCGUAAGGUCGAUGUCGAGCAGCAGCACCGGUACUAGCACCGAUAUCGCUCUGACAGAAGAAGCGAGCCAAAAGGGUCUGGAGAACCUGAUUAGAGACAUGUUAGUCCGUCUCCUGCAGCCCAACCUUGAGGGCACCGCAGGCAUACGAGUAAACUCCAACGAGCCGGUCCUACUGCUUAACGUCCAUGCACCUACCACAGACCUACAAAUCCAGUCCCUAUCGACCCGCACAAUUGCGCAACUCUAUGAUACAUACCAUAUCAAGCCCGUGCGUGUCUACGCUGGAGAUUAUCAUAUAAGAGACCCGGACAGAGAUGGAGAUGGAAGAGAGAAGAACGACUUCAGCAUCUCGAUCCUGAAUGUCGUCAAUACCAAUAUUGGUGGGCCGAGCAUGAUCCAGUUAUUGGACGAGCCGUGUGGGGCUGACGGGUGGAGGGUAGGUGUAACGAAAGAAGAGUGGGAAACGUGCGAUGGGUCGAUAACGGCAGUGGUUGAGCUGGGUAUGAGGAAUUGGCAGACGAGUCUAGAUCGGCUGGUGGACGUAAAGUCUGUAAGGCUGGCAAGUACACGAGGAGAUGACGGCAGCUUCGACCAUACAAAGCGCUUAGGGCAUGAGGCAGACGAAGGCGUGCUCUGCACUGGAGCGCGGCAACGGCAGGUAGCCGGCGACGAGACAGCGGACCCCAAUUGGGGUGAAACAUCUGCUGCUGAAGAUGAGGAGGAAGACUCUAUGAAGAGGGAGAUGGUCGAUACAGGAAAGCAGUACCAGGAGGAGGCGAAAGAGCAGGACGCUUCAGAAACCAAGGAAACUGAACCUGGAGCAGACCAAGUGGAGACUGUGGUAGAGCCAGAUGAGAAAUCUGGUAAGAGUGGGAGCAAUGAUGAUGCCAUGAACAAAGACGCUGAACAGGGCAAGAAAGGUAGCGAGCAUACCCUACCUGUGAGUCCGGGUUCAGUAAGCCCAGCAUCCGGCGAAGAGUAUGAAAUUGUUGAUCGCGAGCAGACUCUGAUCGAUAUGGUCUUUAGUCACGCAGAACGACGAUAG
Endocarpon pusillum Z07020 is the source of this 1806-nucleotide messenger RNA. RefSeq lists its product as uncharacterized. Lineage: Eukaryota; Fungi; Ascomycota; Eurotiomycetes; Verrucariales; Verrucariaceae. The transcript has a single exon. Bases 1 to 1806 code for a protein of 601 amino acids. The record is from RefSeq and is a predicted model, not a curated record. Gene Ontology annotation, molecular function: glycerone kinase activity. Gene Ontology annotation, biological process: glycerol metabolic process.